Molecule: messenger RNA, 744 nt
Organism: Haliotis rubra (blacklip abalone)
Lineage: Eukaryota; Metazoa; Mollusca; Gastropoda; Lepetellida; Haliotidae
Product: glutaredoxin-related protein 5, mitochondrial-like
Exons: 2
Coding region: 74-511 (145 amino acids)
Source: RefSeq, a predicted model, not a curated record
CGGAAGUUGUUGUUAGGCUCACGUUUUCACCCUUGAUUUAUUUACAUCAUUUGCGUGUUACAGACAGCUAAGGAUGAAUCGAUUGCUGUCCAAGUCAGUCUUGUCAAGAGCUCACAAUACAUUUUGCCGCUUGGCAGCAGCUAGAUACGCAUCAGAUGCCGGCAGUAAGGAGAAUCUUGAAAAACUGGUGCAAAACAACAAAGUGGUGGUGUUCAUGAAGGGCACACCUGAUGCUCCAAGAUGCGGAUUUAGCAAUGCUGUCGUACAAAUCCUGAAUUUCCACGGCGUUGAUAAUUACGACGCACACAAUGUACUCGCUGACGAAGAUCUCAGACAAGGUGUGAAGGAUUUCAGUAACUGGCCAACUAUUCCCCAGGUGUAUUUGAAUGGAGAGUUUAUUGGAGGCUGUGAUAUUCUACUGGACAUGCACAAAAAUGGAGAACUAAUUGAGGAAUUACAAAAAAUUGGAAUAAGAUCACAACUUCUUGACCAUCCGGACAAGCAAGCCUAGUGCUAACGUGUGUAGGUAUGAUGUGGCCGAGAGUGCAGAAAACAUAUGGAUAUUGUCUAAAAUAUAUUAAUGCUGUACCCAGGUUAAAGAUUGUGUCUUGAAUAUUCAGAUCUGUGUUCUCCAUGAUAUUGUUCAUAGUUGUGCAUUAUAACAGAAAUGUUUCUGGAUGGAUCUGAACAAUUGUUUUAGUUGUCUUAAGAAAAGGGUUUGCUAAUAAAAAUAGUUCAACACUU